Messenger RNA from Anguilla anguilla (European eel), 5729 nucleotides. Its product is annotated as terminal nucleotidyltransferase 4B-like. Gene Ontology annotation, biological process: RNA 3'-end processing. The transcript is spliced from 12 exons. The record is from RefSeq and is a predicted model, not a curated record. Lineage: Eukaryota; Metazoa; Chordata; Actinopteri; Anguilliformes; Anguillidae. Gene Ontology annotation, molecular function: poly(A) RNA polymerase activity; mRNA binding. Gene Ontology annotation, cellular component: TRAMP complex; nucleolus. The coding region runs from base 311 to 2407 and encodes 698 amino acids.
GUAUGCGCGGUGACAAUGCAUGGUCCGCCAUUGAGACCCAGCUAGAGCAGGGUCCAGGUUCGCAGCUGCAGUCCACGGGAGCACGCUUUCGUCUUUUGUAUUUCUAGAAACAGAACUUUUAUCCGGCCAGCCUUUCAUUUCUGUUUUCGUGAUCGAUCGAUUAAAGCACGUCCAAUGGUAGCUGAAUUGGAUACCUAUUUUUUCCAGCAGUCCUGACCGAGGUAGUUAGCGAACUAGUGGCUAGCUAGUAGCUAAACACGCAUAGCCACGAACUAAGCCUUGGUCGGGAGGCUGUGUGCAGUAUCGUUUGAUGGAUCCGAGAAUCGCCUGGUUUCAGCCAGAACAGCUCGGACCUGCUAACAGCCUGUGGAUGCAGAUUUGGGAAACGACGCAAGGUCUGGGGAAUCUGUACUUUAAUAAUAAUUAUAGCACCGGCUGUAGCACGUCAAGCCAGAGUCCUAAAUUGAACAGUAACGAGGGAACGGGAAACGUGAACACGGUCAAGAACGGGUCUCCGCAGUUAGGCACCAACGACGCGAGGAACCAGGGGAUGUCUAACUCAAGGGCCGAGAAUGAAAUCGCGGAACAACAGGACUUCAUACCCCUGGAAGCCAAUAACAACCACAACAACCGGGCAGCUGGGAGGGGCGGUGGCAGCAGAGGAAGGGGGAUAGUCGGUGGCGUUGGGGUCGUUGGUGUCUGGAGAGGUGGCUCGGACGUCGGGCAUCGCAACAAAAGGAAAAGGGAUAACAAGGCGAGCACAUUCGGAUUCAAUAGUAGUCUUCUGCUCAGUGGCACAGGGGCCGAGGGGGUGGGGUGCGGUGGCGGCUACACGGGUACGCCUUGGAAAACUAGAAACUACUCCGAAGGGAUUUUGGGGCUGCAUGAGGAGAUCAGCGACUUCUACGAGUACAUGUCCCCUCGGCCAGAGGAGGAGAGGAUGAGGAUGGAGGUGGUGGAGCGGAUAGAGCGGGUGAUCAAGGACCUGUGGCCCAGCGCUGACGUUCAAGUAUUUGGGAGCUUCAGCACUGGCCUAUAUUUGCCAACCAGCGAUAUCGAUCUGGUGGUGUUCGGGAAGUGGGACAAUCUGCCGCUGUGGACUCUGGAGGAGGCUCUCCGGAAGCAGAAUGUGGCCGACGAGAACUCCGUUAAGGUGCUGGACAAGGCCACGGUGCCUAUCAUAAAGCUCACGGACUCGUACACCGAGGUCAAGGUGGACAUCAGCUUCAACGUGCACAACGGCGUGAAAGCUGCCGUGCUCAUCAAAGAGUUCAAAAAGAAAUACCCUGUGCUUCCCUACCUGGUGCUGGUGCUGAAGCAGUUCCUCUUGCAGCGGGACCUGAAUGAGGUGUUCACUGGAGGGAUCGGGUCCUACAGCCUCUUCCUAAUGGCAGUCAGCUUCCUGCAGCUGCACUACAGAGAAGACGCCAGCAGCCCCAACGCCAACAUCGGCGUCCUCCUGAUCGAGUUCUUCGAGCUGUACGGCAGACAUUUUAACUACCUGAAAACGGGCAUCAGGAUAAAGGACGGCGGCUGCUACGUUGCCAAAGACGAAGUGCAGAAGAGCAUGCUGGACGGCUACCGGCCCUCCAUGCUCUACAUCGAGGACCCCCUGCAGCCGGGUAACGACGUGGGGCGCAGCUCGUACGGCGCCAUGCAGGUGAAGCAUGCCUUUGACUACGCCUACGUGGUGCUGAGCCACGCCGUGUCCCCCAUCGCCAAGUACUACCCCAACAACGAGUCCGAGAGCAUACUGGGCCGAAUUAUCCGGGUGACCCAGGAAGUGGCGGAAUACCGGGACUGGAUCACGAAACAGUGGGGUGACCAGACCCCGAAAGACCAGGCCUUCAACGGAAAUGAUGUCACGCUGCUGGUGGAGCCCCAGCAGUUGGACAAGUGCAACAACAACCUGUCUGAGGAGGUGGUGGUGCUGCCUCCCGUGUCCCACAGCAAGCGCUCCUCCAACUCCUCCUCCCCGCCUCCCUCCUCGCCCUCCUCCUCCUCGUCGUCUUCGUCAUCGCCUUCCUCGCCCUCCUCCACGGCCUCCAGCUCCAGUGACGCGAUGAUUGGUUCUCCCCAGGACUCUGACGGAACCCCCUGUAAGACUGUGAAGCAGCUGGGGGGGCGGGGCCCCAGUUCGCACAGGGAGAACUCGGUGGGCGUGGCUACGCACAGAGCACAGAGCCAUUCCUUUAGUAACCAGGCAGGCCACGGCAACAAGGGCAAGACAGGAACACGGCAGUUCCGGCCCUCCGUCAGCAGGGGGCUCCAGACGCAGGAGAGCACGGUGCACUCCAACGCCCCGUCCACCUGCAAGCCCCACCAAAGCAGCAAGCCUCAUCACCAGGGCAACAGCAAGAAGAGGAAACCGCAGCGUGAGGCCGCGCACGAGGACUUCUGCAGAUAGGGGGCGCCAGCUGCGCCUCAGAGACUGCCCCGUGUACCCCAUCUGCUGCAGGACCUUUCCCCUAGGGGGGGGUUGUUAGUAGUAUUAAGCUUUUUUGUCCCUUUAGGGACACACACGUUUUUAUAGAACCGGAAACGGGAGAGAGGGGCGAGCGGGUUCCUGGGCUUCAGCGGACGUGAUGAAGGAUCUGUUGAUUUUAUAACCCAGACACACUGCCCUUCUGUGGAGCCGCGCCCACCCUCACCAUCCAAUCCCUGGCCUCCUCCUUUGGCCGCCUCUGGGGUUAAAGUGGAGCAAAGGCUGCUGGGAAAAGUCUGACCAUAGGAGUGACCCCGACGUUCUCAAACCAGGUGAUCAGCCACAACAACCACAAAAAAACAAGAGAACAAAAAAAAAAAAACUAAACAAAAAACAAACAAAAAGGACGCAAUACAAAAAAAGUACAAAAAAAAGUAUUAUAUUGAAAAAUAUGCACAAAAAUUGUAAAAAGAAAAACAAAAAAUGCAAUCGGUAAGAAUGCGAAUUUCAGUUAUGCAUGAAGAUUGUUUUCUUUUUUUGACGGGUAGAAUUUUUGUAUACGUAUACAGAUUAUACAAAGGUGGUAUUUGUACAAGGGACUCGACGCGAGGUCUCAGAGAACUACAUAAGAACAAAAGAAAUGGUUUCAUAUUACUUUUUGACAUGAUGUACCGGUUUUCAAACAUAAAUGUGUACAAUUUCACUGCUAGUCGACAAAACGACAAAGCCAAGUGUGCGGGUCUCAUUGCCAACACCCAUCAUCAGCAUCUGUCGCACCCGCACCUGGCGGCUCUGACCGCGAGCUCGAUGGCUCAGUCGGGGGGGGGGCUUGUCUGUCUGUCAGCCCCAAAGCCCCGUAAAUCCUCAGCUAGGAUUUAUAGGUUCUGUUUUUCUUUGGAUUUCUCUCUCUCUUUUUAAAAAACAAAAAAAAAAAACAAAAAACAAAAAAAAGAUUACAAUACUGUAGAAGUGCUUCAGAAUCUGAUAUGAGAAAAAACGGUAAUGGAAAAUAUUACCCCCCGGCCCCCGAAAAAAAAAAAAAAAAAUCUUGUACUUGCUAUUUCUUUCUUCUUCUUCUUGUGUGAGGAUAUCAAUCCUUUUUCUAUAUUUUACCAAUUACAAAAGCAUUUGUAUUUGUUUAUGUAUUUAUUUUUAUAUCUAUAUCAGUAUGUGUGUAUGUAUGUGUGUAUAUAUAAUAUAUAGGCUUAUAUAUGUAUUGCACAUGUAUGCACACACAUACAUCUAUAUAAAACAGAGUCAAGCCCACAGGCCCAUUCGUUAGCCUUGGAUGGGUUGCUGGGAUACGGAGGGAGUGUAAUCUAUUGGUUACAGCGCUAACAGUGUCUGUCUCAGUGUCAUUCUCUCCUGUCAUUCAGAUGCCUCUCUUUCCUUUCAGUGAAAAUUGUAUUUCAGUGACCAAGUUACUUCGGAAAGUUGUGUGACCAUUUUACAUAAGAUGAAAAUGUAUUUUUAUGUGUGGCAGGUCUACUUACUUUGAGGGGAAAAAGAAAAAAAAAAGAAAAAAGGGAGCUGAAUUUUGGUUGUUCCUGUUUGGAUUUUUACGCAAUAUCCUGUAGUACAAAUGAAAACAUUCUCACCUCAGAAUUGGCUUUGUGCGCACUUCCUCAUCUGAACACUAGGUGGCGCAGUACAACAAUGGACAGAAAUGCUGACGAGGUAAUUUACUGGUGCCAUUUGUAUUUCCUAAUCAUUGCUGCUCAACUGGAGUAUUUAAAUAGGCUGAAACUGAAUUUAAUUGAAUUGUAGUUACUACAGAUGCUUAAAUACAUGCAAUAAAAUCAAAAGUACAAUUAUUAAAUAACUGGAAAAUGUAUUUAUUUUAAACGCCUUAAGGAUUACGAUAUUUCACCAAUGAGAACAAUGAGAAGUGGAUGCUUUCAGUAUAGUGGUAGACUAAUUCUCAAAAAGGAACUUUUGAGUGUUAAUGCAAAGGAAACUUAACAUGAGUACGUAAAGACACUAUGACCUGUCAUCAGUGAAAAUUUAAUUCAAUGCAUUGCGGGACUUUGACCAGAAUUUAGCAAAGCUGAUUUUUACCGUGAGGACACGAAAGAAAUGCACUUAAUAUAUGAAAUGUAGGCUUAGAUAAUGGUCAUAGACGUGGAAUUGUUAGAAUUCCACAAUAUUCGUGUGCCGUUGUUUAAACUUUUAAAGAAUGCUUUUCUAUAUCCAAAGUACUGCUACAAACUAGCUUGACUUAUUAUUGGAUUAGAUGAGCUCCAUUGUGCAUAUUUUGAAUUACAACUUUUCGUUCUCUCGUUAGACAGUUAAAUCGGCCGAACAGUCUUUGAUACGUGCACGUGUGGGGGGUGUUCAGAUACAUGUGCACGUGGCUGUUUAUUAUUUAAGGUUAUCCUGGGUCCUCUUUAAAUUUAAACACCCCAGAAUCCUCUGCUCUGAACAACACCGAACGUGUUCCUAUCCAUUUUUAGUUAUGAAACUAAAUUUAUAUUGAGGAAUGUUGAACAUUUGUUGUAUGUCAUGUCAAGUAAGUGGAUUUACUAUCUCCCCCAAUUUUGCCCUUGGCUAUGAAUGUAUUCAUAACUAUUCGUUGUAAAAUGUGCAUUAUUGUCCCUAGUAUUGCUGCUGAAUGGUUACUACACUUACCUAAUAGUGAAUGUGAGAAUGCAUUUCUCACAUUUUUUACAGAUUGGGCCCAUGUUUGGUCAAACCUGUGGUUAUUCCAUAUAAUUAUAAAAAUUUUAGCACUCAAAGAUUCUAAUCUGUUCCAUAAAUGUCCACGCUAUACUCCUAAUUCAAAGCGGGUUUGUUUUAAGUCUCAAAUCAAACGUAUCUUAUCAAUACCAGCAUUUUGAGAAAGGCAUUUUGAUCAAUUUUGAAGCUGGUAUGAUGCAUAAGCUGAUCAGAUGCCUGCACCUAAAUCAAACGCUUCAGCUACUGAACUUGCACCCAAAAUCACAUUUUAAGAUGAAGAUUCUUCACUGAAAACCAUUUACAUAUUAACCAUUUACUUGAUGGCUUCGUUUUUCUAGGAACAAACCUUUAUGUAUUAAAUGUGAACAGUUGAACUGUUCUGAUUUCACUUUUUAAUAUUGGAAAAUUUUCCUCUUGUCUGUUCUCUGUUCAUAUCACUGUCCACCUGUAUCGUCGUCAUCUCAUUCUAGUUGUAUUUUUGGAGCAUAUAAAGAUCUUUUUGCAAACAAUAUUUUUGUGAGUAUUUGAAUACAUUUUUUGAUUUAAGUGCUGAAACCCCCGGGUUAAUUUGGGGUUUAAAUGAUCUUAAAUGGCAAAUUUCAAAAUUAAAAGUCACUUAAAUAUUUAA